Molecule: messenger RNA, 570 nt
Organism: Fusarium proliferatum ET1
Lineage: Eukaryota; Fungi; Ascomycota; Sordariomycetes; Hypocreales; Nectriaceae
Exons: 3
Coding region: 1-570 (189 amino acids)
Biological process (GO): spindle pole body duplication
Cellular component (GO): mitotic spindle pole body; half bridge of spindle pole body
Molecular function (GO): calcium ion binding; microtubule binding
Source: RefSeq, a predicted model, not a curated record
AUGCCUCCGAAGCGCAAGGCUCCCGCGACCAGCGCAACCGCCGCUCCCAAGACGCGACAAUCCAAACUCGCCAAGGAGCACAAUGUGACUGCGCAAGAAGAGGGCGAGAUCCGCGAGGCGUUCAGUCUCUUUGCGGAGCCAAUGGAUGGCGAGAAGCAUGGAGUCUUGCCUAUUGACGACGUCAAGUCGGCGCUCAUAGCCCUCGGUGUUCCGCCCUCUUCUCACUCAGAGCUCAAAGAAUUCGUAUCAAUCCUGGACCCAGAAAACGACGGUUACGCGACAUUUGAACCUUUCUUCGCAAUCUGUGCCCUCAAAUUCCAUACAAGGGAGCACGACUCGGACGCCCAUCGUGCAGAAGUCGAGGAAGCUUUUCGACUAUUCACAAACGGUCAGGAUGGACCCAUUACUCUUGCACACCUCCGACGUGUUGCUGCUGUGCUCAAAGAGGAUGUCGAUGAGGAACUACUCAAGGAUAUGAUUCUCGAGGCGAACGGCGGCGUAGGUGUUGCUAGGGGAGUGGGCGUUGAGGAGUUUGAUGGAGUAAUGAAGAGCGCUGGUGUCUGGAGGUGA